Trichobilharzia szidati is the source of this 2892-nucleotide messenger RNA. The record is from the annotation of a GenBank genome assembly. Lineage: Eukaryota; Metazoa; Platyhelminthes; Trematoda; Strigeidida; Schistosomatidae.
GUAUCAUUAAGUAUUUUCUGGAGGACGAUAAAUAUACUGUUUAUUGAGUAAAAUACAGAAGAAUUGUGUUGAAAAUCCUUCGCGGGGAAGAAACCAGUAUUACAAAUGAUACUUAAUACAUUGUUUAAUCAAUGAACCAGACGUUAAAUUCAAAUAAUCCCAGAGAAUCAUUACAAAUGCUUGAUAUCAACGGGCUACAGACACCGUGUGAAGUUAAUCCUGAUCUCACGAAACCAUUGGUUCUAUUUCUUAAUUCGAGAAAAGAGGUACUAUCUUCAGCGCCUACAUCACCGAACAGUAGUGAAGAUGAAACCCCCGGACCAAUGAAUACAGUGAAAUUUCGUUAUAGUAAAGAUUCAAGAAAAUGUCUGACAAAAAUCCCAUCACAAACCAACUGGCGUAAACGUCGUGGCAUGACACUGCGCUGUGGUCCAUUCUUCAGUCGUACACAUAAUGGUCUACUGAAUUCACCCUACCAAUCAGAUGUUAGCCAAUCAGCGCCAAGUAGUCCAACGAUCGAUACAUAUGAAACAUUACCAUUGGUUCCAAAUGCUGCGUCAAUUGCCCGCGUUCCCGUCAACUUACAUUCUUCAACUGAUGCGAAUCAGAUGAAUACCAUGGCAACAGCAACAACAACAGCAACAGCGUAUAAUAAUUCUCUUCAUUAUGAUCAUAGGAAUUAUGCACAUAAUCCGUGUCAAGAAAGCAUCCCUGGUACAGUUUUCAACUCAGGUGAUCCAGAUAGACAAUCUGAGACUAUGCUACUGUGUUUAAUGCAACGUCUUGGAGUACAAUCUGUUUGGCCGUGUUUAUUAGAACAUGGUGUUGCAGAUGUUAAACGAUUAAGUCGGCUGACUAGAAAUGAACUCAUUGAAAUGGGUGUAACAGACGCGGAGACUAGAGCAACACUGAUGACUGCUGCUCAACUGUUAACUGAUUCAUGGUUAAAUCCUUCCUUAUUUCAUAAAACUCUGAAUAAACCAAUUGAAAAGAAUUCAACCGAUCUAUCAGAUCCUCAGAAUAUACAUGAUUCUGGUAUAUCCAGUGGAACAGAUAUUGGUAGUUCAUAUCUAUCCUACAAACCUCAAACUAUGGGUGUUUUUAAGCAUCCUAUUGAGCCGACAACAUCAUCAUCAGCGGCAGCAACAGGUCAUUUUCAAGCAGCUGCAUCAUGUGAACCCCAAUAUUCUGAUCAAAAUCAACAAAGAUGGAAUUUCGGUCGUAAACAAUGCAGUACAGCGCAAAAUUCACCAGCUAGAAUAAAUCCCUACGAAGAUAUGAAAGCGUAUAAACAUGUUUCACAAACACUACAUCCCAAUCAUCAAAUUGUUUGCAUGAAUCCGACGGAUAAGACAUUUCAUCAAAAUGCAUCAAAUGCACCGAAUGAAAUUCAUUGUCAAUCAAAGCACCCUGUAAGUAUCCUACGCAAUGGACGAUUACCAAGAGACAAUCAUUCAGAUGCUAGAUGUUCUGACAGUAUGAAACGUUCUUCAUCAACAACACCAAAAACUGUAAAAAUUGAUGAAAGAUUCCUAUCCUCACCAAGACAACAGAAACAACAACAACAAAUACAAGAAUCGAAUCUAUCGAACUAUCAUCAAAUCCCGAUACAGUUGGCAUCACCACUCCCACCACCACCACCACCAGUUGCUUCAACACAAGGCUAUUUUGUACAGUAUUCACAGACAAGUCAUCCACCGUCACUUCCACUUCCGCCUACACCAUCUUUUCAACAGUAUCAUCCGUCUCAACCGCAACUUCAGCCACAGCCUCAGCCACCGCAGCCACCUCAACCUUAUCAUAAUCAUCCCCAGCAUCAACAACAGCAAAUAUCUAAUUCUAUGCAAUCAAUAGGGCAUGAUAAUACAAGAAAUAUCUACAUUCAACAUAUACAUUUAGCUAGACAUAUGCUAAAGAAGAAAUUGAAAGCAGAAGGUAUUGAUCUCACUCAACCGCCUUAUUCGGAUGAGACUGGUCGAGCAAAUAUUCCGUUACGUUUAAUUCAACGGUAUUCAUUUGAAACAAAUUUGGAUUUGAUGACAGUUGCAAUGGCAAUAGAGGCUGAAAGAGAUACAACACUGAGAGAAAUGCGACGACCUGUGAUAUCAUUCAACGAUGAGAUUACAUCACAGCGUUUUCUUAACUGUGAUGGAAUAAAAACUGGAAGUUUACAAGAGUUUUUAGUGACAAUCGGCCUACCAAUGUAUAUAAAUCAUAUACUUUAUUAUAGUAUUUCUACGAACACUGCCACUACUACUAAUACUACUAAUCAUCAUAACAGUAGUAUCACUAAUAAUAACAACAAUAAUAAUAAUAACAAUAGUAAUAGCAGUAGUAGUAGCGCCUGUGGAGGUGUAGUCAACAAAACCAAUAAGAGCAAUAAUAAUAAUAAUCCCAACGCUGGCAACAGUCGUUAUGGUAACAAGUGUAUCCCUAUGACUCCGGCAGAUCUUCUUCGAAUGUCCAAUAGUCAACUGCAAGAGAAAUUCAAUUUUCUACCGAUCCAUAUUCAAUGGCUUCGUCAAGAAGCAUCUGUUAUCCCAUGGAUAUUAUUGGAUCAAACACAUACAACAAAGAGUACGAAUAAUAAUUAUAAUAAUAAUAAUAACAAUAAUAGUAAUAAUAUGUACAGUUUACCACGUUUAUCAAAUAAUAAUACUAAUAGUAAUAGUAGUAAUAAUAAUAUGAAUACCAGUAAUGGCAGGAGUUCAUCUCAGCUGAGAAGAACACAAAACCAGCACUAUCAACAACAACAACAAUCACAACACGCUGAAAAAGAAAGAUCAGAUAAUUUAAUGAAUUUAGAACAUAUUACUGAUAAAGUUUAACAGUAAUCUAUUGCUGUACACAUAUGUAACUUUGUUUUUAAUUUUGGUUUUGAUUUCAUAAACU